Stylonychia lemnae is the source of this 1122-nucleotide messenger RNA. The record is from the annotation of a GenBank genome assembly. Lineage: Eukaryota; Ciliophora; Spirotrichea; Sporadotrichida; Oxytrichidae.
AUGAGACCAGUACCUUUUAAUGAUUAUUAAUCAAAUUAAACUAUAGCUCACGAAGUGUUGCUGGAGUAAAAGGAUGCUAUCAAGGCAAGGAAAGAGUCUGAGAUACACGACGAUGAGAGUCACAACGAGGAGGAUGUCAAUCAUGGUGAAUAUGACGAUGAUGACAAAGACUUAGAGGAGUUUGAUAAGGAAUCAAAGUUGGAGCACAGGUACUUUGAUGCUGAUUAGAAUGCCUUUAUUGAGGAAGUUGGAGAUGAGAAUGGAAAUGGCUACUAUCAAAAGAAGAUUAUCAAAAAUGGUCCUGGGUUUUAAUCAGUGACUAUAGUAUCACGAGGAGGUGGUGGAAUGGGUGGACCUGGAAUAGGGAUAGGAUUACCAGGGUUAAGUAUAGGGAUGCCUGGACCAGAUGAUAUACUUGGAGCUAUCUUAGGUGAUGUUCUUGGUGCGUUUUAAAUGGAAGAUGAUGAUCCUUAGCAGAAUGAUGGUUCAGAUCAAUAAUAGCAAUAGUAGUAGCAAGACUUAUUCAAUCCUCUAGAGUAAAUGGCAAGGAUGAUGGCUAUGGCAUAGUAGUAAAGAAUGAUGAUGAUGCAGAACGCAUUCAGAGCAGCUUUUGAUGAUUCCCCUUCUUAAUAGCAAUAACCACAGCCAGGUGAAUAAUUGGAUCACGCAAUGGUUCCGUCACUCAAAAAGGCUGAUUCAGAGGAAUAAUCCAAACAAUAGUAAAAAGCAGAGGAUGAUGAAGAUAACUCAUGGCAAGAGAAUGUCACUCCUUAAAAUGAAGAAGCAGUAAAUAAAAAUUAGAGAAGAAUGGAGGAGAUUGCCAAGUCUUAGUAGAAGAUUAAGAAUGAUUCGCUAAAAGGCAAAAAUGAUCCCUUGGGAACAAGAUUUUCACCAAUAAGCGAGAAGGAAAAGUCGAAGAGAAUAAAGAACGCUAUGGUCCUCUCUGCAAUUGCAUUUGUGGUGUUAUUCGGAGCAUUAGUCUUCUUCCUUUUAAGUUGCAGGAUGAAUGCUAAUAACGUCAAGAAAGUUAAUGAUGGAAAUUAAAAUCAAACCGAGUCUGCCGAGUAAACUCAGCUAUAGAUAGAUGAAUUCCAAAAGAAGAGCCUUAAUAAAAACGAUUGA